CGCCGACCUUAGCCAGAAUGGCUUCACUUGCUUCUCUCAUAGGUCAGGCGUCUACUUCUUUCUGAAAUCCUUGUGCAACUCUUGUGCACCUGGUGGUUUGUUGGAUUUUACGACGAAAUGGCGGGCCCAGCGUCACACCGUUUCAAGCUGCGUUAUGCGGCCGCAGUCUUGUCCGCGCUCUUUGCAGCACUGUUCGGUGCGCUCAAGUCCUACCACCACCUUACCUUGGCCGGUGGCUGACACACGGAUCUCCCAGCUGUCAUCGCGAACAAUGGCACCGAAAACCCCUCUGUGCAAGAAUACUACACAAGCCUGGAGUCGUGGUUGGGUUACUGGGUGCUUCUGGGGAACACUCGGCACUGCGGGCUCUAUCCCAAAGGCCAGCUCUGGCCAUUCCCCGUCAGCAAGGCCCAGCGAGCGAUGGAGGAUCAGCUCUAUGCCAAGCUAGGCCGGUGCUGGUUCCGGAUAUGUCGCCAUGCACAUGGCCGAGAAGGGCCUUGUGGUUGAAGCCGUUGAUAUCACGCCCCUCUACGUCGGGGACGCUCGGCGGAACGUCGCGGUGCGAGGCCUGCAGGACAGAGUCUCCAUCCGCCUGGGCGACUACCACAAUCUGACCGACUUCCCCGAUGGCUCGUUCGACGGCAUCUACACUAUGGAGACGUUCGUGCACGCGGACGACCCCGUCAAGGUCCUGCGAAACUUCUACCGCCUCCUCCGUCCCGGUGGGGUGCUCGUGCAUAACGAGGCUGACUUCAAUCGGAACUCGGAUCUCUUGCAGGAUGUCCUCCGCCUGUCGCACUGCCAGAACACGCUCGAGGAGGGCGCGCUGACCCAGAUGCUACAAGAGGUCGGGUUCAAGGACGUCGAGCUGGACGAUCUGACCGACGAGGUCCUCCCGCUGUGGAGACUGUUUGGUGUUCUCGGACACGUGCCCUACCGCAUCUUGCAAUUCUUUGGCCUGCACACGCGCUUCACCAAUCUCAGGGCCGGCGUCGAGUCGUAUUUGCACUGGGGCGAGGGACAGUACAUCUCAGUCAGGGCGGUUAAACCUUGAUGUUCGAGUCAUCUUACCCAUGACUUCAGUAUUUGCAUGGCUCAAAGAUAGCCUGUGUCUAAAGGUAGAGCAAACACCCUUAUGAAUGACCAUUGCCUUUUGGCCAACUGUCAUUGUGCCUUGGAUACCACAGAACCCUUUCCUCGUGAGAACGUGCCAUUUGUUUUCGACAUCGGUUUCCCAUCAAGCGAGCAGAGGAAUUGCUGACUCUUUGCAAGCAUUUGAUUGCCUGUACUAGAUAGCCCCCGGUGUGGCCAGACCCUGUUCUGGGUUAUCACAUCUCUUCGGAGGCACAGGUUCAAAUCUAGCAGAUGAAAUGCUGAACACUGCAAGUGUUGGAUCAGAUAGCCUCUAGUGGCUCGGGAUCGGCGCAGAAUGGUUACGAGCUCACAGCUGCAGGUCUGUCUUCAACAGCCUUCGCCUCAGUUGAACAAUGGACUAAUUUGUGUGCACAAUCCGACUAAAGCGUUGUUUCUGGACUGCAGCGUGCUUUAUCAUUGACAAGUAUCCUUUGAUCUAUGACAGUGUUUUGCUAUGCUAGAAGAGCUCUUGCUUCGGUGGGAUACAAGUUCCAGUCUUCUCACCACGGGUACUGGGUCUCUGGUGAAGUGGUGAAAGUCGCAUGCUGCCCAUUCUUGUCAGUGUCAACGAUUAGUCGACAUGCCUCGAGCGCCCCAUCGGCAGCUUUGCCGGCCUGCUUGUUGUACCCGUUCAAGUUGGUGGCCCUGUGGCCUGGGCAAACCAUGUUGACCUUGAAGCCCUCCUUCCCCAGCUGAACCGCAUACAGUGCCCCGACCAUAUUCUCUGCGCAUUUCGACACUAUAUAUCCCUUGAUCCCGGGUGCAUUUCCCAACCCGUAGUAUGGGAAAGAAGGGUCCAGAGCGAGUGUGAUAGAGCCGAGCCCGGAGGACAUGAACAGGAGCCGCGGGAUCUGGGCCUUUCGCAUCAACGGAAUGAAUGCUUCCGUCACGCAUGCGGCGCCGACGGUGUUGGUCUGAAGCACUUGAGUCAUGCUCUCGCGGAACCCCACGUCCUUGACACUACUGAUUCCGGCAUUGUUGAGCAGGACGUCAAGCCGGCCGAACUUCUCCUCGACGUAUUUGGCAGCUCUGGCAAUGGACUCGUCGUCAUCGACAUCGAGCUCGAGAGGUUCGACCGAGGUCCCUUGGGCCAGAUCUGUUAUGCUGCUGGCUGCCUCUUUUCCUCGUUGUAGACUUCGGGAGCCGAGCAGGAUGUGGUAGUUGGCUUGUUCAGCGGCCAGCUUCUUGACGCACUCAUAGCCGAUCCCUUGGUUGGCGCCUGUGAUGAGGACGACAGUGUGAUCUGCUGUGACUGAUGAUGACAUAUUGGGGGUAAUAGCCUGGACAGAGAAGUUGAGAUCUCUGCUCUGCUGGCUUGUCUAUUAAGAGGUUGUUCUCAUUCUGCAGAACAUCCUGCGCUUUUGUACUUGGUACCUGGUCGCUGCUGGUCUCCCGUCGGACAUAGCG
This is a messenger RNA of Cladophialophora immunda, 2541 nucleotides long. RefSeq lists its product as uncharacterized. NCBI's taxonomy places the organism in Eukaryota, Fungi, Ascomycota, Eurotiomycetes, Chaetothyriales, Herpotrichiellaceae. Gene Ontology annotation, biological process: ergosterol biosynthetic process. The coding region runs from base 476 to 1054 and encodes 192 amino acids. Gene Ontology annotation, cellular component: endoplasmic reticulum. The record is from RefSeq and is a predicted model, not a curated record. The transcript is spliced from 2 exons. Gene Ontology annotation, molecular function: sterol 24-C-methyltransferase activity.